CAUACCCGGAAGUGAGAGCGGGAAGGUGAAUGUGAGGUAAACCGGAGAACAUGGCUGCUAGUUUUCUGUCCAGAGGUGUCGGUUUGUUUCGGCUCAGCAGGAAAACAACGGCGCUGCUGUCCGGUUCUCGGUGUUUCUCUCAGACCGAACCGGAGCCGCUGACGGUGAAACAACAACAAGACGGAAUCAGGAGAAUAAUAUUGAACAACCCCAGGAAGAGGAACGCUCUGUCUCUGUCCAUGCUGGAGUCUCUCAGAGAAAACAUUGUGACUGAUCUCAACAGUGAUGAUCUCAGAGUUAUUAUCAUAUCAGCCAGAGGUCCAGUGUUUUCCUCCGGACACGACCUGAAGGAGCUGACGUCGGCUCAGGGCCGAGACUAUCACACUAAGGUGUUUCAUACCUGUGCAGAGACCAAAGAACUACAGACUCUUCACAACCUGCUCAAACUCUUGGUACAGGACCUCACCACACGGGUCAAAAAGGUGAUGACUCUGAUACAGGACGUACCUGUUCCAGUCAUCGCUAUGGUCAACGGUGUUGCCACGGCGGCAGGUUGCCAGCUGGUUGCCAGUUGUGAUGUUGCCGUGGUAACAGAGAAAUCCACCUUUGCCACUCCGGGUGUCAACGUGGGUUUGUUCUGCUCGACGCCGGCGGUGGCCAUCGGCCGGGCGGUACCGAGGAAGGUUGCCAUGGAGAUGUUGUUCACGGGGACUCCCAUCUCGGCCCAUGAUGCUUUGCUGCACGGUCUGGUCAGUAAGGUGGUGCCAGAGGAGCGACUGGAAGAGGAAACUUUAUCCAUCGCUAAGAGAGUUUGUCAGGCCAGUCGACCUGUCGUAGCUCUCGGCAAGGCCACUUUCCAAAGACAAAUGGCUCAGGGUCGGGAUGCAGCGUACGCCACCGCCUCCAAGGUGAUGGUCGACAACCUGGCUCUGACAGACGGCCAGGAGGGCAUCCGGGCCUUCAUCGAGAAACGCAAACCAGUGUGGAGCCACAAAGUAGAAAAAGCCCACGACUGAUGGAUUUUAUUUUUUUAAUUAACCUGAAAUAAUCUAGUGAUGAUCCUGAUUUUUAGUCGCUGGUGUGUAGAAAUUAGCACCAAAGCCCCAGUCUAUGAUUGGACUAGCUGCUUGUAAAAAUGUAUAUUUGUAAUUUAUGAAAUCACAAGGACGGAAAUAUGAACUGUUGACUUCACCUUCCACAGGGAUUUGCCCUUUUUUGGUCUUUUUAAGUAGCUGAACAAUUAUGUGCCUUAAAAGCUGCAGAAGAGAAAACUCCAGACAGUGGAUGAUGUACACUAAUUGACUCAUAAUGCUAAAGAAUGCUGCUAUUAGUCUAAUCUUACAUGCAUUAAUUAGUUACAGAUUGCAUGACUGAAAAGUUCUGUUUAUUUUCUGCUUUGAUUCUUGCAUAAAAAUGUCAAAUAUGCAUAUAAAAGUUGGAAAGAAGGUCACUUUGAAGAUGCAGGACUGCAGGUAAGGUGUGUCCAACCGACUGAACUGAACUAAAGUUUUGUAUAAACCUGAUAGAUUUAAAGUCCGGUUUCUGUAUUCUGUUUUACUUUUAAAGGGUUUUGGCUCAGAUACUAUUUAAAAAUGAUGAAACUGAUGUUCGUAACAUAAAUCUGCAAAUCUACAGAUUGCUAGUAUUACAAAGAACCAUAAAAAUCAAUCAAAAACUAAAACAAAAAAUAAACUAAUGGAGCUUUGUUAUAUUGCUUCUCGGUAAGAAAUUAAGAGGUAUGUAUGUAGCAUCACCAUUUUUUAAAAGAUUCUUUUAUCUGGGUGUACGAAAAUCGAUAUUUAUUUUUAAGAAUGGUAUUUUUGAAUUUGCAAAUUUAGUACAUCGGCAUUCUUGUUUGGAUUAGGGAAUAAUGUAAAAUAAAAACUUGUGUUUAUGUUUA
Molecule: messenger RNA, 1900 nt
Organism: Amphiprion ocellaris (clown anemonefish)
Lineage: Eukaryota; Metazoa; Chordata; Actinopteri; Pomacentridae
Gene: echdc3
Product: enoyl CoA hydratase domain containing 3
Exons: 7
Coding region: 51-1016 (321 amino acids)
Cellular component (GO): mitochondrion
Molecular function (GO): hydro-lyase activity
Source: RefSeq, a predicted model, not a curated record